GUCUCCUUGGCGGGGAGCCGCUCAGGGACCUCCCCUGGCUCGCAGCAGGGGAUUCGUCCGUCCGGCGGGCGGUCCCGGCGUCUGGGAGCGCAGCUGGUCACGCGGGGAGCGGCGGCGGGGACGGGGCGUGCCGGAGCGGGCGGGGCGGGGCCUCGGGCCGCCUCGGCACAGCUCUUAGGGCCCGCUCCGCGCUUCAGCUGCAGACAAGGGUCGUCGCUUCGGUGCCUGUCACUUCUGUCGCCACCUCCUCCGCCACCAACACUGGCCGUCACCAUGAACCCCGACCUGCGCAAGGAGCGGGCCGCCGCCACCUUCAAUCCGGAACUGAUCACGCACAUCUUGGAUGGCAGUCCAGAGAACACCCGGCGCCGCCGAGAAAUCGAGAACUUGAUUCUGAACGAUCCAGACUUCCAGCAUGAAGACUAUAACUUCCUCACUCGCAGCCAACGCUACGAGGUGGCUGUUAAGAAGAGUGCCACCAUGGUGAAGAAGAUGAGGGAAUUUGGCAUCUCAGACCCUGAAGAAAUCAUGUGGUUCAAAAAACUACAUUUGGUCAAUUUUGUGGAACCUGUGGGCCUCACUUACUCCAUGUUUAUUCCUACCUUGCUGAAUCAGGGCACCACUGCUCAGCAAGAGAAAUGGAUGCAUCCGUCCAAAGAUCUCCAGAUAAUUGGUACCUACGCCCAGACGGAGAUGGGCCACGGAACUCAUCUUCGAGGCCUGGAGACCACUGCCACAUACGACCCCAAAACCCAAGAGUUCAUUCUCAACAGUCCCACUGUGACUUCUAUUAAGUGGUGGCCUGGGGGACUUGGGAAGACUUCCAAUCAUGCAAUAGUUCUUGCUCAGCUCAUCACUCAAGGGGAGUGCUAUGGAUUACAUGCCUUUGUUGUCCCUAUCCGUGAAAUCGGAACCCACAAGCCCUUGCCAGGUAUUACUGUUGGGGAUAUUGGCCCCAAAUUUGGUUAUGAAGAGAUGGAUAAUGGCUACCUGAAGAUGGACAAUUACCGUAUUCCUAGAGAGAACAUGCUGAUGAAAUACGCCCAGGUGAAGCCUGAUGGCACAUAUGUGAAGCCCUUGAAUAACAAGCUGACGUAUGGGACCAUGGUGUUCGUCAGGUCCUUCCUCGUGGGAGAUGCAGCUCGGUGUCUGUCCAAGGCAUGCACCAUUGCCAUACGAUACAGCGCUGUGAGGCACCAGUCUGAAAUCAAGCCAGGUGAACCAGAACCACAGAUUUUGGAUUUUCAAACCCAGCAGUAUAAACUCUUCCCACUGCUGGCCACUGCCUACGCCUUCCACUUUGUAGGAAGGUACAUGAAGGAGACCUACCUUCGAAUUAAUGAGAGCAUUGGCCAAGGGGACCUGAGCGAGCUGCCCGAGCUUCAUGCCCUCACUGCUGGGCUUAAGGCUUUUACUACAUGGACGGCCAAUGCUGGUAUUGAAGAAUGUCGGAUGGCUUGUGGUGGGCAUGGCUAUUCUCACAGCAGCGGAAUUCCAAAUAUUUACGUCACUUUUACCCCAGCCUGCACCUUCGAGGGAGAGAACACUGUCAUGAUGCUACAGACGGCCAGGUUCUUGAUGAAAAUCUAUGACCAGGUGCACUCGGGGAAGCUGGUGGGUGGCAUGGUGUCCUACUUGAAUGACCUGCCCAGUCAGCGGAUCCAGCCGCAGCAGGUGGCGGUCUGGCCAACUGUGGUGGACAUCAACAGCCUGGACAGCUUGACUGAAGCCUACAAGCUUCGUGCAGCCAGAUUAAUAGAAAUUGCUGCAAAAAACCUAAAGACUCAUAUGAGUCACAGGAAGAGCAAGGAAGUAGCAUGGAACCUGACUUCUGUUGACCUUGUUCGGGCGAGUGAGGCUCAUUGCCACUACAUGGUGGUUAAGAUCUUUUCAGACAAACUCCCCAAGAUCCAAGACAAAGCCGUCCAGGCUGUCCUGAGGAAUCUGUGUUUCCUGUAUUCUCUCUAUGGGAUCAGCCAGAAAGGAGGAGAUUUUCUUGAGGGGAACAUCAUCACAGGGGCUCAGAUGUCACAAGUAAACAGCCGGAUACUGGAAUUGCUCACACUAAUCCGCCCCAAUGCUGUUGCUCUGGUGGAUGCCUUUGACUUUAAGGAUAUGACACUCGGCUCUGUUCUUGGCCGCUAUGACGGGAACGUGUACGAGAACUUGUUUGAGUGGGCCAAGAAGUCCCCGCUGAACAAAACGGAGGUCCACGAGUCCUACUACAAGCACUUGAAACCCUUGUUGUCCAAGCUCUGAGCGUCCCUGGGACACGCCCAUCUGCUUCAGGCAGCAGCCGGACAUCUCUCCUCCUCACUUCACUGAUCCUCGGGAAAUCUUCAUCACAUUUGUGUAGCUCUAGAGCAGAUGAUGAGUUGGCCUUUUUCCUCUCUAUAAGUAAAGAAAAAUGAGCAGAUGAAAUGAGAAAUUCAGUAUGUUUUAAGUAACACGGAGACUUGGAGGUACUCAGAGGCUUCACGGCUGUACUGCUGCUAAUCGCAGUAGGCCAUGACUUUGAGGAAUUAACAGAGUUUAACUACUAAAUUCUUAGUGUCACAUUUUUCCUGCUAAUCACUGGAUAUAUGUUUUUUAAAGCAAAGGUGUUUUAUAAGGUGGGAUUUUCCAGACUUUCCAGCCUACAUGAUCUACACUGAGGACAGAUUGGGAGCCAGGAACCCUGACAGAUGUGGGUGUGCGGCUGGUGCCUGCCUGCCUGCUCUGCUGGUGUUGCCCCUGUCAACUUUGAUGUUCACAGAGCCGACGAGACCCCUCAGCACACAUCCACCUGGGAGCCAUAAGCCUGAGUUGGGAGUGACCAUCCAUCCCAGGCUCUACCUUUCCUGGUAGUCGAAUGUCAUAGCACCUGUGGUCCCCACUUUCUGACAUAGGAACCAUGGUUAUCUUCCCUUAUUUGACCGUUGCCUGGACUUCAGUCAUGGUGGCUGACAUCUUCCGUUUCUUGCUUGCCUCCUCCUGAAAGAGGUACUAAAGACAGUAACUGUCCUUCCUUGUAGAUUAAGUGUAGGAGAGCCCUCAGCUGUGGUACUGCUGUAUUUUGGUGACUUUAUUAAGUAAAUUUCCUGGGACAAUCCAGAUUUGAAAGAUUGUGUCAUCGUGUCGUAAGCUGUUAAAGUGCUUGGUGGUCAAGUAUCUGGCCUAUAAAUCACUCAGGUCACUUUUUACACCCCGCAACAGCAGAAAACCUUUUGCCACAGCCACGUGCUGUGGUUUCUAGUUCAGAAGAUGUAAUCAUUGAUUCGGGCUGGAGGACGAUUAGAGGUCGCAGCUAGUUUCUUGCUGAUGAGUACCUGGCUUCGUGGUAAGCCGCUAGUAGCCUUACCUGGGUGGUCAAUUGACCCCUUCAGUUGCAGUCCAGUCUUUACAAUCACUGUGCUUAAAGGUGAAAGAAAUACACCUUUUGUGGUGUGUGUGUGUGUGUGUGCAUUCUUUGUGUGUUGAUUUUUUGUUUGUUUUGUUUUGAGAUAGGGCCCAGACUGACCUUGAACUCUUGAUCCUCAGUCUCCCGAGUGCUGUGAUUACAGAUGUAUGCCACCAUGCCUGGCUAAUAAGGACUCUGUUCAUAAAAUCACAGUAGAGAAAACAUUUUAACCUGUUAACUCUGUAUCCAUGGCAUUUGCAUCAUGAAAAAAUUCAGAACAUUAUACUAUUGAGAACACAGUAUAAUGGAGUGGAAAUAAUGUCCCAGGGGAGUUGAUAACAUUAGAUUGUUGACACAAGCCUUAACCUUUCUGCUGGAACAACUGAUAAUUGCUUAAGAUUGAAGAUUAGCACUAUAUCACUUCAUUUGGGUUUCUAUUGACAUUAGUUCAUAUUCUGGAAAAUAAAUAAAUUUAAAUGACUGAA
Peromyscus leucopus (white-footed mouse) is the source of this 3864-nucleotide messenger RNA. It is a transcript of the gene Acox1, whose product is annotated as acyl-CoA oxidase 1. The record is from RefSeq and is a predicted model, not a curated record. Gene Ontology annotation, molecular function: FAD binding; fatty acid binding. Gene Ontology annotation, biological process: fatty acid beta-oxidation using acyl-CoA oxidase; very long-chain fatty acid metabolic process; lipid homeostasis. The transcript has 14 exons. Gene Ontology annotation, cellular component: peroxisome. The coding region runs from base 274 to 2259 and encodes 661 amino acids. Lineage: Eukaryota; Metazoa; Chordata; Mammalia; Rodentia; Cricetidae.